Molecule: messenger RNA, 1670 nt
Organism: Phlebotomus argentipes
Lineage: Eukaryota; Metazoa; Arthropoda; Insecta; Diptera; Psychodidae
Gene: sip2
Exons: 3
Coding region: 105-1670 (521 amino acids)
Source: RefSeq, a predicted model, not a curated record
GCUCCGUGAAAUUUUAGCACAAAUAUUACGGUUUUCUAUUGAUAAAACACUGAAACUUGGUGUUCCUAUAAAGAACUUUGUACAAACAAUUGUACUGUGUAGAUAUGUCAGAGUAUUUAAGUGGUAUUGAGUCAGACGACGAGGGAAUUCGUGUUGGUACUCCGACCUUGUCAGAGAUCAGGGAACAUUUUGCCAAUUAUCAAUACUAUACGGCCGAAUCCAGUGCCUCGGAUUCGAGUGGGGAACUCUCUGAAAGUUUCACUGAGCUUUUGGAGAAGCGAAAGAAGGAACUGAUUGAGGACGGAAUGAUGCAGAAGUGCAAAUAUUUAACUCAGAGAGUCCAGAAGACGCCGGUCGCACUGGAUAAAUCUCCAGAAUCUCAGGUAGAUGAGACAUUUGCGACGGCCAAGGCUAAGAGUGCCUGGACGACUGUGACGGAGGAUGAUAGCUUCUUGGCCGCUGAGAAGAUGUGCGAGCAAACGCUGGACUACAAUCGAUAUAUGUGUGCAAAUCGGGCUUCUAGCCAAGUACUUCCGCACAUGAGUUACGUGGAUGAGACCAUUCUCAACGACGUGGAGCCUCCGUCGAUGCUCUGCGAGCAGACAAUGAUUAAGGGGACCAUGGAGGCCAUAAGAAAUCGUCCGUCGACGAUCGCGGAGGAGAACACAAUCGUUUCCAGCGAUUGUAGCUUCUAUACAGCAGAUCUGGCGCGAACGCUUCCGAGGAUUUCAAGUGGCAAUGAAGAGACAGAGACAUCAGCUUCGAGUGAGGAAGCAACUGGAAACGAAGUCACUGCGAAUGACGUAAUCGAAUUGUCUGAUGAGAGUGCACCGGAUGAUCAAGAGAAGGAUGAAGAAGAACAAUCCGAAGCGAUUACUGAAGAUUCAGUGGCAGAUGAUGUGUCCUCUUUGGCCCCAUCAACGGACACGCAAUCGUCGAAGGCGGAACAAUCAGCUCUAAGUCUCAAUCUUUCUCAAGACUUCAACGACACUCUUGAGCGAGUUGAGUAUUUGAUGAAGAAGAGCGAGAAAGUGCUUCCGAUGAAGAUGCCUUUGUAUUUAAAUACGCCCUCAUCGAGUAGCUCUUCUGGAGCUGUGCCCAAGAAGUUGACUCCUGUGCUGGAUUUUAAGAAGCCAACACCAAAACAACCUACGAAGAUUCCUCAAAUAAGGAACAAAAAUUGGGAUCACAUCAAGAGCCCCAUUAGUGCGUACAUUCACAAGACUCCCGUCAUGCCACUCAUUGCUUCGACUAAAGGGUUGUGUGAGAAGAUUGAGGAUGGGGCAAGGUCUCCUCGAAGCCGCUAUUUGGAGUCGAAGAUCAAGGAGAAGGAAAAUGUGUCAUCUGACAUGAACACUCCACCCAAGGACAGGGUUUUCCCGAAGAAGGCAUGUGUCUCAGCUCCGUAUGCAGUUCAGCACGAUGAGAGAGUGAUGCCCAAAAUUCCCGGUGGCCCGAAGAUGCAGAAAUUGCUUGGCAACGAUUUGGAUCAGGAGAAAACCCCUGCUCUCACUAAACGUAUGGCGAGAUACAAAACUCAACGACUUCCGCCAGCUCUGGUGGAGGCAGAGAGACGAAAGUUGUCACUAACGGAGGACAGCAUUGGCAAUCUCUCCGUCAUCUCUGGCGAUGUGUCCGUCCAUGUGAUGAAGAACGCGAUGCACUUUUAA